Messenger RNA from Anneissia japonica, 993 nucleotides. Its product is annotated as aerolysin-like protein. The record is from RefSeq and is a predicted model, not a curated record. The coding region runs from base 1 to 993 and encodes 330 amino acids. The transcript has a single exon. Lineage: Eukaryota; Metazoa; Echinodermata; Crinoidea; Comatulida; Comatulidae.
AUGCCUCGACUUGUGACAGACACAUCAAUUGAUUUGGAUUACUUUACAUGUAAUAAGGCAGCUGGAGAUUCAGGAGGAAAAAGGAAGGAAUUUAUCAAGUUACGAGAAGGAGCUGUCAUGACCAAAAUUCAGGCUUGGAAAGAAAAUUGGUUAGUUCGUGGUAUCAAGAUGUGGAUGAGCGAUGGCUCUUCAAUGCUCUUUGGGCAUCAACAAGGCGAUACAAGUACGUUCACAAUAAGCGAAGGUGAAAAAAUUACAGAAUUGUUUAUUCAGUCAAGCGGAAAAAAGGCGAAAGGUUAUUAUCGAUUUGGCGGUUUUGGAAUUAAAACUGACAAAGGCAAAAACUGGAAGUUUCUCUGCAGUAAACUUAAAGAUGAAGAUCGCUACUGGCCUUAUGUCGGCUCUGGACUAAUGUGUGGAAUGUUUGGUCGUACCGGUGAUGACGUGGACUGUCUUGGUUUCGCUCUCCUACGACCUGUUAAAACGGCUUAUUUGAAAGAUGUUUCAUACCCUGGCAUAGCUUUUAAAACCGUGGAUACUCCCCCAACUACUGUGGCAAGCACUGAAUACUAUAAUAACACUGACGUUGAUCAGUCUUAUGAAUUAUCAGCGUCAGCGUCGGUGACGACUGUACGUAGCUGGAGUGUCACUACAGGCAUUGAAUUUGGUAUGGAUGUAAAUGUCGUCGGUGGAAUUCCUAUGGUAGCGGAAGUAGACACGACGUUCAGUUGGAAGAUCAGUGCAGAUCAUACUUAUAUAAGAUCUACUUCAAAGACCGAAGAGUAUACCUGGAAAUGGCCUAUAAUUUGUCCAGCACAGUCAAAGAUACUUGCAUCAGGCACCAUGUACCAUGACAUGAUAGACCACCAAACUUACGAAGCAAACCUGCAUAUUGAGCUGGACAAUGGAAAAGAGUAUGAUAUUCAUGUUAAUGGAAAGUACAAAGGCAUUAACGUCAGAAAUGGAAUAUUGAGCAUUGAAGAAAUCUCGUAA